CCCAGUCCAUCCCAGUAACUCCCAGUUCCUCCUAGUCUGACCAGUUGCUGCCCUCGCAGGUGCUGGCACCAUGGAGUACGAACGCAGGGGUGGCCGUGGGGACCGCACGGGGCGUUACGGGGGUGCCCCUCCCCCCUCCGAGGACGGCUCCCGCACCCAACGGGAUCACGACUAUCGCGACAUGGACUACCGGGGGUACGGGGGACCCCCCGAGGGACCCCCCAGUGCCGGGACCCCCCCUCAGAGCUCCUACGAGAGCUCGGAGCCGCCCCGGAAGCGGGAUCCGCCCCGGGAGCCUCCCCGGGAGCCCCCGGCGCUGCCGUUUGGCGCCGACGGCGAUUACCGGGACCAGGAUUACCGGGAGGGCGCCGAGGAGGAGCCGCGCGCCAGCACCAUCGUCAUGCUGCGCAUGCUGCCCCAGGCGGCCACCGAGAACGAUAUCCGGGCACAGCUGCAGGCGCAGGGGGUGCAGCCCCGUGAGGUGCGGCUGAUGCGCAACAAAUCCUCAGGUCAGAGCCGUGGAUUCGCCUUCGUGGAAUUCCAUCACGUGCAGGAGGCGGCCAGGUGGAUGGAGGCCAACCAGGCCGGGCUGACCCUGCUGGGGCACCGCGUGUCCCUGCACUACAGUGACCCCAAACCCAAAAUCAACGAGGACUGGCUCUGUGCCAAGUGCGGGGUGCAGAACUUCAAGCGCCGUGAGAAAUGUUUCAAGUGUGGCGUCCCCAAAGCCGAGGCCGAGCAGAGGGGUCCGGGGGGUCCCCGUCCGGAGCUGGUUCCAGGUGGGGGAGGGGGGCUCCUGCCCCUCCCCCAACCCUACGGCCCCACCCUCGGGGGUCCCCCCGGGGGGUCCCAGGGGGGCACCGAGCCUGGAGCUGACAACGCCAACGACACCAUCAUCCUGCGGAACCUGCACCCCCAGAGCAGCCUCGAGUCCAUCCUGGCCGCCCUCGCUCCCUUCGCGGCGCUCUCGGCCGCCAACGUGCGCGUGAUCAAAGAUCGGCAAACGCAGCUGAACCGCGGCUUCGCCUUCGUGCAGCUCAGCACCAUCGUGGAGGCUGCACAGCUGCUGCAGAUGCUGCAGGCCCUGCACCCACCCCUGCACAUCGACGGCAAGAGCAUCAACGUGGAGUUCGCCAAGGGCUCCAAGAGGGACGUGCAGGGGGCGGGGCCUGGGGAGGGGCCUCCUCGCGCCAGCGCCGCCUCCGUCGCCUCCACGGCCAUUGCUGCUGCCCAGUGGGCACUGUCACAGGCAGCCCCAGGUGGGGACACGCCCUGGGCGGGGGGGGAGGAGCCCAGCGCUGACUUCAGCGGCUUCUACCAAUCAGAGGAGCCCUUCCCCGGGCCUAGCCCCGCCCUCUACAGCCCCGCCUACCUGAAAGGAGCCUCGGCCCCGCCCACCGGCCCCGCCCUGCCUGGCCCCGCCCCCGCCAAGGCCGACGGCCCCGCCCCCGGUGUGGUCCCCGCCCUCCCCAGAGGUCCCCAGGUGUGGUCCCUGUUCUCAGGUGCGGAGGAGCCGCCCCAGGACCCCGCGGGGGGAGGGGGGGGAGGGGCAGCAGGGGGGGGGCCCUUCCCCCCCCGCGCCCCCCCUGGCGCCGCCCCCUACCCCUCCCCCACCACCGAGACCCCCGCGGCCGCGCCCUCGGGACCCCCCGGCCAGACCUACUCGGGGCCCCUCAAGGCCGAGACCCCAAAUUCGGCCCCCGCGGGGCCCCCCCCGGCCGCCCCCCCCAGCAGCGACGGCUACGGGCAGUACCCUGUGCCUGACGUCUCCACCUACCAGUACGACGAGACCUCGGGGUAUUACUACGACCCCCUCACGGGGCUCUACUACGACCCCCCCCUGCAGUACUAUUACGACGCGGGGGCGGGGCAGUACCUGUACUGGGACGGGGACAGACGCACCUACGUGGCCGCCCCCCCCCGCCGAGCCCCCCCGGGACCCCCGGGCACCCCCGGCACCCCAAAAGAGCCCAAGGACAAAAAGGAGAAACACAAAACCAAAACGGCCCAGCAG
Messenger RNA from Melozone crissalis (California towhee), 2014 nucleotides. Its product is annotated as RNA-binding protein 10-like. The record is from RefSeq and is a predicted model, not a curated record. Gene Ontology annotation, molecular function: RNA binding. Gene Ontology annotation, biological process: mRNA splicing, via spliceosome. Gene Ontology annotation, cellular component: nucleus. NCBI's taxonomy places the organism in Eukaryota, Metazoa, Chordata, Aves, Passeriformes, Passerellidae.